ACACACAGAAAUACAUUCAACACGUGCCUGGCUGUCCGUUUGACUGCUUCUGGACUCGAAAUAAAGGAAACGAAGAUUUACUCUCCAAACAGUGCUGGUGAAGCUCUCUGGAUCUGAAAGUUAUCAUGGAUGCUGCAGAGUUUCGACGCAGAGGCAAGGAGAUGGUCGACUAUGUGGCAGACUACUUGGAAAAUAUAGAACAGCGACCAGUCUACCCAGAUCUGGAACCCGGAUAUCUCCGUUCUUUAAUCCCUACGGAGGCCCCACUUGAGCCUGAGAGUUAUGAAGAAAUAAUGCAUGAUGUGGAGAGAGUCAUAAUGCCAGGGAUCACCCACUGGCACAGCCCAAACUUCUUUGCUUACUUUCCAGCAGCUUCCUCUUACCCUGCUAUGCUGGCUGAUAUGCUGUGUGGGGCCAUCGGCUGCAUUGGAUUUUCCUGGGCUGCCAGUCCAGCUUGCACAGAGUUGGAGACAGUGAUGCUAGAUUGGCUUGGGAAGAUGCUGCACCUGCCUGAGAGUUUUAUAGCGGGGACACAUGGCCACGGAGGUGGUGUCAUUCAGGGAACAGCCAGUGAAGCCACCCUGAUAUCCUUGCUUGCUGCCCGCUGCAAGGCAAUCCGACGGGUCCUGGCAACAGAUCCUAAAACAUCUGAAGCUGACAUCCUCUCUAAACUUGUGGCAUACACUUCUGAGCAGGCUCAUUCCUCUGUGGAACGAGCAGCCCUGAUUGGAGCAAUCAUGAUGAGGAAGGUUCCUACUGAUGAAGACUACUCUGUUAGAGAGGAAAUGCUGAGAAAAAUGGUGGAAGAAGACAAAGCAGCUGGACUCAUCCCGUUCUAUUUUUGCGCCACUCUUGGCACCACACCAUCAUGCGCUUUUGAUCGUAUCAUGGAGCUGGGGCCCCUAUGUAAUAAGGAAAACAUGUGGAUGCACAUUGAUGCAGCUUAUGCUGGGAGUGCCUUUAUCUGCCCUGAAUUCAGACCUUUACUGAAUGGCAUUGAGUAUGCAGACUCUUUCAACUUCAAUCCACACAAAUGGCUUUUAGUCAACUUUGACUGCUCUGCAAUGUGGGUGAAGGAGAGAACGGACAUCAUUGGAGCUUUUAAAAUGGAACCGCUCUACCUGAAACAUGAAAACCAGGAAUCAGGGCUGGUCACAGAUUACAGGCAUUGGCAGAUUCCUCUAGGAAGGAGAUUUCGCUCUUUGAAGUUGUGGUUUGUGUUUCGUAUGUACGGACUAAAAGGCCUGCAAGCUCAUAUACGGAAGCAAGUGGCCUUGGCCAAAGAGUUUGAGAGUCUGGUCAGAGCAGACAAGAGGUUUGAGAUCUGUGCUGAAGUUGUUCUGGGACUCGUAUGCUUCAGGCUCAAGGGCUCUAACGAUCUGAACCAAACCUUACUCAAAAGGAUCACAAAGAGCAGAGAGCUCCACCUGGUACCCUGCCAGCUCUCUGGUCGCUUUGUCCUGCGCUUCGCCAUCUGUGCACGCACCACUGAGUCACGCCACAUCCAGCAAGCGUGGCGUCACAUUACACAGUUAGCCUUUGAGCUUCUGCAGGAGCAGCCACAUUGACAUAGAAUAUAGGAGGCGCUAUUGCACUUAGUUGCUAAAGUGAAAACCAAAGUUUAGACAAAAGAUAUGUGAAAUUUGCAGAUAUAAAGUGUCCAAACUUUUCCCAGCUGCCAGUAAAGUUUCAGCCUGCAGCCAUGGGAAGCAUGGGAAGUGUUUGCCAUUACUACUGUAUGUACAUGUUCGAUGGUUUUGUAGAUACAGAUACAUAUGCCUGACCUGAGAACAUGUGAAGAAACAAAAAGGGAGAAGAGUCAAAGUAUUACAUUUUACAUCUGCAAUUCCUUCAUCCGUUGUCUAUCCUUCUAUCUGUCACUGUUUGGUGAGUUGGUAACAGUCUUCAACAUUGUGCACUUUCCUCCCUGCAACUUUUCUGUGCUCAUUCGGUGUCUUCUGGUUGUCAAAUAUAUAAGUCUAAUUAAACUGGAGCUUAACUUUGUAGUUAAUUCAUUGCAUGGUGGUAAAUCAGUUGUUCAGUCAGCAAGUCUCUGCAGCUUCUUAGGAGCAGCUUAUCUAUAACCCAACUUCUCAGUGUACUGUACUGAAUGUGAUGUAGAGAACUAUACUGUCAAGUUUAAGAAUUUCAUUAUUGCUCAUUUGGUUAAACCCUUUCAUAAGUGUGUUCUAUAUCUCAUUUGUAAUGAUGCUGAUGUUUAUUUAUGGUGACGCAGAUUGGAUAACCACCUUUUUUACUGUAUUUUUUCUUAAAAUCUGUCUUAUGCAAAGGGAAAUUUUAAAAUCUGUUGCAUAGGAUAUUUAUAUUCUUUUAAAUAAGAUAAGGACAAAUAAAUUCUAAUGUUUAAAAUCUUAAUGUUGAAAAUUAAAGUAUUAAUUAAAGUUUUCUUCACUUUAUUUUAAAGUAUACUCACAGAUUAUUUUUUUAAUUAGUAAAUAAUAAAGAACGCUACUUUAAGCAAAUAUGUAUGUAUACUACAUCCCCUGACUUCAUGCCUAUAAUAUAAACAUGGUGCUUAAAAGACUACAGUACCCUAGGGGUUUUGUGAAAUUAGUAUCAGUAAUGUUGUCCUACUUGUAGAGUGAAUAUAUAAUGCAGUGUGAUGGAAGACAAGUUAAACAGCUCUCAGUGAAGUGGAGGACUCAUAUCUGGUUGUGGAACCAAUUUUUAGUUGAUUUUAGCAACUUAAAAAACGUUGAAUUUUUUUUCUAUCUAUGGAAUACAAUGAUAUAAUAAUGGACAUUAAAAGUCUGCACUUUCACAAGAAACUAUUGUUUUGUUUGUUGCUUUUCUCUUAGUCAAACAACUUCUGUGUGAGUAAAUGAAGUCAAAUUGGCAGAGUCUGGCAUUUUUCAACUAUGCUCUUCAUAUAACAUGAACAUAUCAGUCUUGGUGCCGCUGCAAAAAAAGCUCUUGGCAGACUUGGCGCAGAGUGAAAAGGUUGAGCUGAGUUGAAUGACAGCUGUGUGAACAAAUGUAACUUCAGUUUGUCCAAAAAACAAAAACAAACUAGACAGAAACUUAAAAGCACUAUCUUAUAAAAAAAUUUCCUCGUAGUAAAACGCAUUUCACCUGGUUAUGUCUAUUAAGAUAUAGUGGAUAAUACAAGUAAAAAAAAUCAGAAGUAGAAAUGUACGUUUUGAGCUUUAAAGUUAGCAAAAACCAGGAACAAAAUAGGGUUUAUCUGGUUAGCUUAAACUUCUUAAAUCUAUGUGAUUUUAUUUCUGGCCACAGUGAUAUAAAGUUUGUUCUGAGUCAGAAUAUUCAUUUGAACCCUGAAAAAAAAAAGAAAAAGAAAAUUUCAGCUGUAGAAAUAUAUGAAGCUGUAUUGAGAAUCGAAACUCAACUUCAACUUCAUAUUUAUACUAAACUGAAAAAAUACCAUCUUGAGCAGACAGAGAAAACCUGAUAAAGAUUUAUUCAAAACAGAUGCCACUUAAAAAGAUAAGAUAAAUAAUUUGGAGCCUGUGACAUCAGAAUGAAAAAAACACAGAAAGCAAAACCAAGUGAUUCUUCACAUACUUACAUUUUUUUUUAUGUUAUAAAAACAAAGAUUUUGUUAAGUUACAAUGUAGUCCCCUGUAGAAGCUGCCAUAUC
This is a messenger RNA of Cyprinodon variegatus (sheepshead minnow), 3619 nucleotides long. RefSeq names its product dopa decarboxylase (gene ddc). Gene Ontology annotation, molecular function: aromatic-L-amino-acid decarboxylase activity; pyridoxal phosphate binding. Gene Ontology annotation, biological process: amino acid metabolic process; serotonin biosynthetic process; catecholamine metabolic process. The record is from RefSeq and is a predicted model, not a curated record. The transcript is spliced from 14 exons. The coding region runs from base 126 to 1568 and encodes 480 amino acids. Lineage: Eukaryota; Metazoa; Chordata; Actinopteri; Cyprinodontiformes; Cyprinodontidae.